Aureobasidium uvarum is the source of this 1335-nucleotide messenger RNA. The record is from the annotation of a GenBank genome assembly. Lineage: Eukaryota; Fungi; Ascomycota; Dothideomycetes; Dothideales; Saccotheciaceae.
AUGAUGAACCUUUCUCCCGAACUGGGCGAGCAAGACUCGCCUCGUUCUCUCCCUCCUGUCUUGCUCUACCGCCCCGGAAAGGAAGCAGUCCCUCACGACGCCGAGGUCGUCCGGCCACACCCUCCUUUGUAUGCAGGAGACUUCAACAACCGCAAGUUGAAAGAUGCCUACUACUGGGAGGGCCUCGAUCGUAACAACCGUGAGGACGAGAAAUUACGACUGGGUCUCCACUACGGCGAAGAGCGCAACCCUCGGUGCGACUUGUGCGAGAAAGAGGACAGGGCUUGCAUGUCCUUGCUCGGCAAGAAGUACAAGACCACUGGCUGUGCUUUCUGUAUCCGCAGGCACUUUCAGUGCUCUCAAGCCAACGGCGUCCAGAAGACUGCCACCGUUGUUCGAAAAGAUAAGGAUCCUCCAUUCCGACCAAGCGGCCACGCACACAAACGCGCUUUCAACAAGGUGGACAACAGGGAAGGCACCGAGCCUCCUGCAAAGCGUACCAGAGCGUCCAUGAAUGGGAAGGCAUUCGAUUUCCACGAACUGCCCGCUUGUGAAGACAAUGGCGAUGAGUACCACACGCCUCUGGAAUCUAGGAGAGGAUCAGUCUACGCGCUGGCAUUCGACAACCAGGGCGGUGAGGACAGCUACAAGGGUUCUCUGGAUCCGAACCAAGCUGAGGGCGAUCAGUCCUUGGCCGAGGUACCACAGCCAGACGUAGAUGAUACUCUACAUCUCACCCAUCCAAACAGGAGCGAUACUAGAGGCAAUCAGCCUAUGAGCUCGGAAGCGCCAACCAACAACCAAUCAUCGUCGAUCGGACACACUCAAGGCGGCAGCAGCAGCUUCGAGGACCUGAGCAGAUACUUCUCUAAUCACGACAAACUUGUGCGUAAUCUCCAGUCCGCCAAUGGAACCCUUACCGAGCGCGUCGGCCAACUGGAAAGCUCGCACAACUGCUGGCAAGAUGUGCAAUCCAGAGUAGUGGCCUUGGAGUCCAUGCCGGUUGCAAGACAAGAGACGCAGCAGGAACCAUAUGUUGUCACUCUGAAAGCACUUGAUUCACGCGUACUGAAGCUCGAAAAAGAGAAGGCCGGGCUCAGUGAUGGCAGCCUGGAAGAAGGAAUCAAACGUCUGGAAUCCAUAAUGGAGAAAGAGAGACGUGAGCGUCGCGCUCUCGCGAACAAGCUCGAAGGGAAGAACAAGAGUCUGACACACGACGUUGCAGUACUGCAAAGCGAAAAUGAGGGACUGAGGGAGAGGCUCAACAGCCUAACCAAGAAACUGAAGAGCCUUGACGAGAGCAGAGCUUCCAGAAGUAGCCUUUCCAUGCGCUGA